Messenger RNA from Punctularia strigosozonata HHB-11173 SS5, 789 nucleotides. RefSeq lists its product as uncharacterized. NCBI's taxonomy places the organism in Eukaryota, Fungi, Basidiomycota, Agaricomycetes, Corticiales, Punctulariaceae. The transcript is spliced from 6 exons. The record is from RefSeq and is a predicted model, not a curated record. Bases 1 to 789 code for a protein of 262 amino acids.
AUGGCGAACAUCCUCGAAAUACCGUUUGAAGCAGGCGCGUGCUUGCGGGCUGACCGCACGUCAGACCGCCUGCCCAUAGAGCUUUAUCCCCAAGCCAUAGCCGCUCUCGAGGAUGCGAGGACGAAGCUUGACAGCAAUGAUCAGAGGCAGCUUGACAGCAUCGGAUUGUCCGAGAAAACCAUCCCAAGCGCCGCCGAACGCGAGAGGCUCAGGUUGCAGAACCUGGACGCGUUGAGUCCUAGGUCGUUCGGUUGUGCGAGGCGGCGAAUCUCAUGUCCCCGUCUGUGCUACAGGGUACACUGGAAGAUCACGCAAUUCAAAAAGUACUCCAAGCCGUCGCGUAUCGGCGAAUGCGUCACCAAUUGCGAGUUCGUGGUCAAUUACAUGCGGGACCAUGGCGAACGAGGAUCGCGAGAUAUGAUACCGCAGUACACACUCGCAGUUGCUCUUGCGAGGGCCGCCAUGAAAGCCUCCGGCGGAGAAGGCAAGCUGACCCCAGAGGAAUAUGGUCAAAAUAGCGCUUUGUGGGCGAGGGCGGAGUGGACGCGGUUCCUGCGCAGGACAGGCGACAUCAAGGUGGCGGAAAAGGUCGAAGAGGACCUUCGCAACUGGUAUGCGACCCAUCCGUACGGUAUACCACCAUCCGUGUUCAAGGGGCUCAUGCUCGACGAAGGCGAAGAGACGAACGUCAUAAUGGAGGGCAUCCCCAACUUUGGCGCAGGCGUUAUCGAGUUCGGCGGCCUCGACGGGCCUUUCAACCACAUGAUGAUGAGGUCCGAAACUGCAUGA